Molecule: messenger RNA, 3117 nt
Organism: Engraulis encrasicolus (European anchovy)
Lineage: Eukaryota; Metazoa; Chordata; Actinopteri; Clupeiformes; Engraulidae
Product: piggyBac transposable element-derived protein 4-like
Exons: 3
Coding region: 910-2880 (656 amino acids)
Source: RefSeq, a predicted model, not a curated record
UUAAGCCGCACUGUGCCGCUCACGGCACGAUGCCGCCAUUUUGUUUUAAAAAAAAUAAAGAAUUUGUUGUCCUAUAGACUGUACACAAGCUUAUAAUGGUCAUACCACACACCGUUCGAAAGCUGAGAACGUCAGCUUUCAUAUGAACCCAUCCUCAAAGAUCAACACUCUCCACACAGCUAACAGUGGGCUAAUCUUCUCUGUGUGUGAUGUCAUCAAAAUUGCAACCGAAAACGGGGUGUACUUACCUUUGAAAAUUUCUCAAUAUUCCCAACGAAUGUUUUAUGGUCCAAGAUUUCUUCUCUGAGUCAUCCAGUGUCCACAAUGUUGGAAUAUCCAGGCCAUUUACUUCAAAUCCUUGUGUUUUUGUGAUAAUCCCAAUGUUUCCUGGCUUCCUGCAUACGUUGUGUAAUUGUAUUUCUUCACUACAAGCGUCUUUGAAGACGAAGGAAUCCACUCCACCGCACGAAAUGCGCAAAACAGUGCCUGAAUGAUGUUCUCGAAGGUCUUAGCUUUUGAUUGACACCACCCACGAGCCAAUCGGAUCCUCCUAUGGAAAGUUACAGGCGAUUGAAGACCAAUAGGGCACUGCUAUUCAAAUCUGACCUCCCGUCUUUACCUCGCCAUUGGCGUAGGACAGUGAGAGUUUCGGGUUUCAUGAGUCACUGAAUAUUAUAGUUGAGAUUCAUAGCUUUCAAACGAGCUAUCACUCGACUGCCUUGGACUUACAGAGAACCACCCACUUGCUGUUUUCGAUGUUUGCGUAAUUGCUCGCGUAAACAGCAAGCUGUAGAGUUUUGAGAGGACGCACCGUUACGCGAGAGAACAGUAGACUUUACACAGACUUCGGAAGACAGCACGGGACAUACAGUUUGCGUACAGUCUUACAGACAGUCUACUGCGUGCAAAAUGUCUGGUAAGAAGGCAACGAGCAAGAAGAAGAAUGUUGCUGGCCCAACUAAGAUGACUGCUCAACAGGCAGCCGAAUGGAUUUUACAAUCCAGCGACGAAGAGUCCGACGCAGGGAGCAUGUCAUCGGUUGACUCUGUGGCAUUUUUGGAAGGACUCGAUCCAGCCUUGGAGAUAUCCUCUGAUGCAGACUGGCUCCCUGAACAGGAGGAGGAGGAGGGGGAGGAGGAGGAGAGCCAGGUGGAGAAAGAGGGGCAGAGAGUUGGUGAGGAGGAAGGAGACGAUCAACCAUCAGCCUCUUCGCCGGCUACCACCAGAGCAAGGAAGAGGAAAGCAGCGCAGCCAUCCAGCGCCACACCUGCCACCAAGAGAGGCAGAGGAAGAGGGAGAGGAAGAGGAAGAGGAAGAGGAAGAGGACAGGGAAGGCGACAGGAGCCAGAGGGAAAUGGUCAGCCAUGGCAGGGGAUGGACGUGGAUGACAUCAUACCACCACAACCAUCAUUCAACCCCGCUCGCGCUCCAGGGCCCCAGGUCGUGGGGGGGGUGCAAUACACCAUACUGCAACUCUUCAUGCUCUUCAUGACAAGAAACACCCUACAGACAAUAGUAAAUCACUCUAACAUAUAUGGACAAAGGAACCACCCUCAUAGAUGGCAUCAGAUGUCCCUGGAGGAUCUGCUUUCAUAUAUUGGUAUGGUGAUUUACAUGGGCCUAGUUGGGGCCAAGUCUGUAAGGGACUACUGGGCGAAGAACGAACUUUACAAUUUCCCCUUCCCCACAUCUAUGUUGUCCGGGAGAAGAUUUGCAGCUGUCUCCAGCAUGCUGCAUAUUAGCCACCCAGACAGUGAUGCAGAGAAUGACAGGAGGAGGGGAACACAGGCCUACGAUCGUCUGUGCAAGAUCCGCCCUCUCUAUGACGAGAUUAGGACUGCGUGUAAAGCUCACUACCAUCCCCAACAACACAUUGCAGUGGAUGAAAGGAUGGUGAAAUCAAAAGCCCGCUCCAUCCUCCGCCAGUAUAUGAAAGACAAGCCCACUAAGUGGGGGUAUAAACUUUUUGUGCUGGCAGAUUCAUCAAACGGAUACACAUGGGACUUUUUUGUAUAUGAGGGGAGAAACAUGGCACUUCAAAAGGGGCUCAGCUAUGAUUCAGUCAUGAAUCUCGUGGACACGCGUGUGCUUGGCCAGGGCUAUAAGCUCUAUGUGGACAACUUCUAUACUAGCCCUACCCUGUUCAAGGACCUCCUGGCCGAGAAGGUAUGGGCUUGUGGAACAAUUAGAGAACAGCGAAUAGGCUACCCGAGAAGACGUCCAGGAGCUCUCACCUCUCAGUCACCACGUGGUACCAUCCGCUGGAUAAGAGAUGAUCCCGUUCUUUUUGUCCAGUGGAAGGACACGAGGGACGUCCGCUUGUGCUCCACAAUGCACACAGCCCACAACCCACAGACCACCGUUCAGAGGAGGGUCAGAGGGACAGAUGGCCGGUGGCAGCUGAAGUCCAUCCCUGCCCCACCAGCUGUCACUGAUUAUAACAAACAUAUGGGGGGAGUGGACCUCUCUGAUGCCAUGAUCGGGUUUUACAACACCGUUCACAAGACCAGGAAGUGGCACAGGACGUUCUUCUAUCACUUUCUGGACAUUGCCAUCGUGAACGCCUUUGUACUUCAUUCCUGUAUGGCAGCAGAGAGGCAUGAGACCCCCCUUACACAGAAGGCGUUCCGGGAGGCCCUGGUGUUGGAGCUGAAGGCAGCGGGGUCACCUUCAACUGGCCCUCCUCCAUCACCUGCUCCAGCUCCCCAAGGUGCACAUCACAAACUGAGGCACUACACGGAAGAUGGCACAGCAGGGAGGCGGAGGUGUGUGAACUGUUCCCUGAAGAGCACCACAGAGUGCACUUCAUGCCAGGUAGUGCUGUGCUUUACGGUGAAGAGGGACUGCUACAAUGAGUGGCAUACAAAGAACAAUUUGUAGGACUCCCCCCUCCCCCUCACUUCUCUUUCUCUCACUCACACACACACACACACACACACACACACACACACACACACACACACACACACACACACACACACACACACACACACACACACACACAAAGGGAAGAAAGAAUGAUGCUGGACUUCCGGACUGGAUUUCAUUUUCACACUUUUCAUUGCCACAUGGCAUGGUUUGCACCACACACACACACACACACACACACACACACAC